Messenger RNA from Lolium perenne, 766 nucleotides. The record is from RefSeq and is a predicted model, not a curated record. NCBI's taxonomy places the organism in Eukaryota, Viridiplantae, Streptophyta, Magnoliopsida, Poales, Poaceae.
UUCUGCGAGAUGCUCAUGGAUGAGGUAUAUAUAAUAAGAUGUCAUGGAUUGCAUAGCUAUCUUGCUAUUCCCGAUUUCUGUUACUUUUUGAAUUAAAAUUCCAAUCGUUGUUCUAGUAUUUCAAGAAGUAUUGUUCCUGUACGUGUCGUGCAAAUUCAACUACAAGCUGAUUACAGGUAGAAAAUUUUCUGAAGUGGGCGCACAUAAACAAACAAAAAAUAAUGAUGCCAAAUACCUUGGACAAACAUGGUAGUGGCGUUGCUAUUUCUGAAAUUGGGAUGAAAGGGAUGCUGGAUGAGCUCAUGAAGAAGUUUAUCUCACCCCUUUCCACAGUUCUUUUUCCUGGAGUUGGUGGCGGGUCUUUGGACUCACAACAUUCUUUUGUUGUUUCAUAUAGUGGAGAUGACAGUGGCCUAGGGAUGCAUAUGGAGGAAGGCCAUGUUGUACUAAAUGUCUGCUUAGAAAAAAAAUUUACUGGCGGGGAAAUGCACUUUUGUGGUAGACGUUGUGCGAAUCAUAUGAAUUCUGAAACACAUGCAGAGGAAAGAGUUGAAUAUUCUCAUGUACGUGGGCAAGCCUUGUUGUUUCAUGGAAAUCACAUGCAUUAUGUCCAUCCUACAACGACCGGUUUCAGGGCUAACAUGACCAUAUGGUGCAAAAGUUCGUUCUAUGAGGAGAUGAUGAAAUCCAGGAAGAACUUCCACUGGUGCAGAAAAUGCCUUAGCGAAGAUAACAUCUAGGGAAGCACAAUGAGUUGAUGACAUAU